Pocillopora damicornis (cauliflower coral) is the source of this 2605-nucleotide messenger RNA. Its product is annotated as radixin. Gene Ontology annotation, cellular component: cytoskeleton. Gene Ontology annotation, molecular function: actin binding. The record is from RefSeq and is a predicted model, not a curated record. Lineage: Eukaryota; Metazoa; Cnidaria; Anthozoa; Scleractinia; Pocilloporidae.
CCACAAAUACCUCGUUUGCAUAUUCCCGGUUUAUAAAAUCACCUAAACCUUCAAGGUCAUAUAACGCCGGUUUAAAAGUUGGAAUUGUUUUCAUCUGCGAGACAAAUCAGAUCCCUCGUGUUCGCAAAUCGAGCCCAAACUUAACCCUGUAGCUGCCGGUCAAGGAAAUUCAUUUUUAGUUUGUGAGUUUAUUUGUGGUGACAAGACAAAACUCUUCAACAUGCCGAAAGUGCUGAACGUUCGCGUCACGACCAUGGAUGCAGAGCUGGAGUUUGCAAUUCAGCCAAGCACAACAGGAAAACAGCUCUUUGAUCAGGUCGUGAAGACGAUAGGCCUACGAGAGAUUUGGUUUUUUGGUCUGCAAUACACAGACACCAAAGGAUAUGAAACAUGGCUAAAGCUAAACAAGAAGGUACAAAGUCAGGAUGUUAAGAAAGAAUCACCACUUCAGUUCAAAUUCCGUGCAAAAUUUUACCCUGAAGAUGUGUCUGAGGAACUCAUACAAGAAGUCACAAGGAGACUCUUCUUCUUGCAAGUUAAGGAGGACAUCCUUGCUGAGAGAACUUUUUGUCCAGCAGAAACUGCAGUUUUGUUGUCCUCAUAUGCUAGAGGAGGCCAUGAUUGAAUACCUAAAGGCUGCCCAGGAUUUAGAAAUGUAUGGAGUGAACUAUUUUGACAUCAAAAACAAAAGAGGGACAGAACUCUUCCUUGGUGUAGAUGCAUUGGGUUUGAACAUUUAUGAAAAAGAAGACAAGCUGACCCCCAAGAUUGGAUUUCCUUGGAGUGAGAUCAGAAACAUUUCCUUUAAUGACAAGAAAUUUAUUAUCAAACCUAUUGAUAAAAAAGCUCCAGACUUUGUUUUCUAUGCUGCUCGCCUGAGAAUAAACAAGCGAAUUCUGGCUCUCUGCAUGGGAAAUCAUGAACUUUACAUGAGACGCAGGAAACCUGACACCAUUGAAGUUCAGCAGAUGAAAGCACAAGCUAUGGAAGAGAGACAGUCUAAGUUGAAGGAAAGGCAAAGGCUGGAAAAAGAGAAGUCAGCACGUGAAACGGCUGAGGCAGAGAGGAGGAAGCUCGAGGAAGAGUUACAUAAACUUAAAAUGGAGCAGGAAAGACAAGUCAGAGAAAAGGAAGAGGCAGAGGAGAAAGCCAAAGAAUUAUUGAGAAAAAAGGCUGAACUUGAAGAAGAGACACGCAAACAGGAAGAGCAAAAAAGGCAACAACAGGAAGAAAUUGAAGAAAUGAAGAGGAAACAGAGAGAAGAAGAAGGGGAGAAAGAGAAAAUGGCCCAGGAAAUAGUGCAGAAAGAGGAGGCGCUUUCUCUGUUAAUGGAACAAGAAAAACAAGCACAAGAGGAAAGAGAAAAGAUCAGACUGGAGCUUGAAAGCCAACAGGAAGAGACAAAGAGGCUCCAGGAGAAAACAGUCCUAUUAGAAGAGCAAGCUCUUUCAGCCCAGGUUAAGGAAGAUCAUAUUGAAAUGGAGGAAACACAAACAACACUUGAAACAGAACUUGAGGUAGAUCCCCUUGUAGAAGGAGACAGAUCUGAAGAAAAUCGUAUUACAGAAGCUGAAAAGAAUGAGCGACAGCGAAAAAUGCUUCAGCUACUUCAAGAGGAUCUCCGGAAAGAGGAAAAGAAUUACUCUGCUUACGACAAACUCCACAUGCAGAACCAGAAAGAAGGAAGAGAUAAAUACAAGACGCUGAAGCAAAUCAGACAAGGCAAUACAAAGCAGAGGGUUGAUGAAUUUGAAGCCAUGUAGAGUCUCAGAGCCAACACAACUCAACAACACCUGUCCAAGGUAUAGCUUGCAGCACUUUUGAAGAAAAAUAUUUGCUGUUUAUGGGAACUAUUCACUUAAACUUUAAUUCAUGGAAAAGUGAUUAUUUUGCACUCACAAGAAAUUUGAUAGCAUGUUUAUUAAUUUUUGUAAAACUAGAAAAAAGAGGUAAUUAUUGAUAUGGUGAAAAAUGGUUUCUUUGUAGUAGUAAAAAUGGUUUCUGCUUAGCUCUUGUGUGCGGUUGUUUUGUUGUUGAUUCUUUUUUUGACUUCAACUGAGACCCUUCGACAAUAUUCAGAUUUCUCACAAUGCAUCUUUUCAGCCUUUAUUGCAACAGUCUUGUUGCAAGCACAUUUCAAAGAUUUCGGAUUCACUCAAUUUGUCCCAGAUUAGCCAAGCAUUGUGUAAACAAGACACUGUAUUAAUCAUUUUUGUAACGUGUCUAACUAAAAGAAAGGUAUGCUUUGCAGGUUUCGCCGUUUGCAAGGGAGUUACCUUUCGUGUGCUAUUGCCGUUAUAUUUUCGUCACUCCACUCACUCGCUGUACAAUGUAAUAUUUUCCUCAUGCCAAAUAUAACAUAAAAUCAAAUGAGGACAUGAGUCACUGAUUUUUCUUUGUGUGAUGCAAAGGAAGAGACCUUAGAUAUGACCUGUUAUUUAACAGGCGUUAACAUAACCAGUAUCACCUUUUGUUAGAUAAUAAGUAGCUAUUUUUGUCUCUUUGCUACUAAGUUCAAGGCAUGGCUGAUGUCGUGGGCUGGAGUACCCAAGCAUUGUUAGAAAAGUAAUCAAUUUGAAUAAAAUGAGUAUGUAAUGAGAAAGGA